Molecule: messenger RNA, 1671 nt
Organism: Microsporum canis CBS 113480
Lineage: Eukaryota; Fungi; Ascomycota; Eurotiomycetes; Onygenales; Arthrodermataceae
Product: fatty acid desaturase
Exons: 2
Coding region: 1-1671 (556 amino acids)
Biological process (GO): lipid metabolic process
Cellular component (GO): membrane
Molecular function (GO): oxidoreductase activity, acting on paired donors, with oxidation of a pair of donors resulting in the reduction of molecular oxygen to two molecules of water
Source: RefSeq, a predicted model, not a curated record
AUGGCGGCUUCACGCAAAGCCUCGGUCCUGACGAGACAGGAGAUUGGGAAACAGAUAGCAGAUGGAAGACAUAUCGUCAUCUUCGAAGGCAGAGUGCUCAAGCUAGAUGCCUGGUUGCAAUUCCAUCCAGGAGGUGAUAAAGCUAUCAAGCAUAUGGUUGGCAGGGAUGCUACCGACGAGAUAAAUGCGCUACACUCUGCCGCUGCAAAACAGCGGAUGAAGUCCUUCCAAAUCGGAAGAAUCGAGGGCGCAUGGGUCAACUUCCUCCCUCCAAUCCAGGGAGGAGAUUACACCGUAUACAACACGCAGGACGUAUCUGCCAUUGAAUCUGACGAUAGCUCGUCUGGUAACGGGCAAUCAAUUCCCCCUUCGCCGCUGUUCGAACCGGUCGAUAAAGAAAGAUCUGGCAUGAGACGACGAAGGUCCGUUUCCACAUCUAUUUCCUCCGUUGGAACAUCUUCCCCAAAAAGGACGGAUGCCGAAAUUAGGCCUUUCUUUCUCGACGCCAGGACCCAGCAGGAAAUCGCCUUUGACACGGCGAAAUACCCACCUGUUACUGCCGCCGAACAAGAGCGCAUCGUGCAGAAAUACCGCCAACUCUACGAUCGUCUCAGUGAUGAAGGAUUGUUUAAUUGUAACUAUUCGGCAUACAUGGUAGAAGUAUCUCGCUAUUUGUUACUCUUUGGGCUAUUUCUUUAUUUUUUGCGAUGCGGCUGGUAUGGCACGUCUGGCUUCUUCCUCGGAUGUACAUGGCACCAGCUGGUUUUUACCGUCCAUGAUGCUGGUCACAUGGGCAUCACUCACGGCUUCCACACUGAUACAGUUAUUGGGAUUAUCAUUGCAGAUUUUAUCGGUGGACUUAGCAUCGGCUGGUGGAAGAGAAACCACAAUGUACACCACAUCGUCACCAAUUCGCCAGAACACGAUCCAGAUAUCGAGCACAUGCCAUUCUUUGCCAUCUCACAUCGAUUGUUCGACAGCCUUCGAAGUACGUACUAUGAUCGUGUUAUGGAAUACGAUUCUGCGGCCAAAUUCCUCAUUAAAUACCAACAUUUACUCUACUAUCCGCUUCUCUGCUUUGGUCGCUUUAAUCUGUACCGUCUUAGCUGGGAGUACCUGAUUCUUGGCCAGGGCCCUCGUAAAGGCGCCGCCUGGUGGCAUCGCUGGCUUGAGAUUACCGGUCAUGUCUUUUUCUGGGCCUGGUUUGGCUAUGGGGUCUUAUACCUAAGUAUUCCCGACUGGAAAAACCGGCUUCUCUUCGUCAUGGUCAGCCAUAUGAUUACUGCACCGCUACAUGUACAAAUCACCCUGUCGCAUUUUGCCAUGUCAACCUCCGACAUGGGGGUCCAUGAGUCGUUCCCACAAAAGAUGCUUCGAACCACUAUGGAUGUUGAUUGUCCACAGUGGCUAGACUUCUUCCAUGGAGGCCUUCAGUUUCAAGCCGUGCACCAUCUUUUCCCGCGGUUGCCCAGACACAACCUCCGCAAGGCGCAGAAACUGGUCGUGGAAUUUUGCGAGGAAACGAAGAUCCCGUACGCUAUAUUUUCGUUCCUAGACGGUAAUAAGGAGGUUAUCGGCCAUUUGGGCGAUGUUGCUAGGCAAGCUCGAAUGCUGGCCGAGUGUCAAAAGUCAAUUGCUGAAAAGGGAAUAUUUUCGGACCACCAUCACUGA